AUGCUGGCAAUUUAUGUAGGCUGGAGGCAUCCAAGCACUGGCAAUGUUGUCACCUUUACGACUAAAUACGGGACAGUGCACACGGCUGAUGCUGGUGAAUACAACAAGCUUUAUGAGGGGAUGGCCAAGUCCCUGAAGGAUAAUCCUGGCGACAUAACAGUUAAACUUACUUCUUUUGCGAGAUUGAUUGAUGGCCAGAUGAAAAACUUCUACCUCGUUGAGGAGGAGAAGUACAUAGAUGAUGAAGGUAGGGUUUGGACUGAGGAUGAGCUGUAUGCUCUUCCGAGGGAAUAG
Molecule: messenger RNA, 294 nt
Organism: Penicillium pulvis
Lineage: Eukaryota; Fungi; Ascomycota; Eurotiomycetes; Eurotiales; Aspergillaceae
Exons: 1
Coding region: 1-294 (97 amino acids)
Source: RefSeq, a predicted model, not a curated record